AUGCUUACAGAAUUUCAUGAUGGAACAGUCAUUUACUUCCACAAACCUUGUGUUUUACAGGAACAAGUCUCCUCAAGAACACAUGCAGUGCAAGAAAGCUUGGUGAUGGCUGUAAGAAAUCUGAGUGUGGAGACAACCUUUGCCCUCUUAGGUUUCACUGAUUCCCCAGAACUUCAGAUCCCUCUCUUCCUUGUAUUCCUGAUCAUGUACAUUGUCAUGGUGGUAGGAAACCUUGGGAUGAUAAUAAUCAUCUGGGUUAACCCCAAACUUCACAUCCCCAUGUACUUUUUCCUUAGUCGCCUGUCAUUUGUGGACUUCUGCUACUCUGCCAUUGUUACUCCCAAAUUGCUUGAGAACCUGGUCAUGGAAGACAAAACCAUCUUCUACUGGAGCUGCAUGUGGCAGUUCUACCUGUCUUGCUUUGCUGUGGUGGCUGAGUCCUUCUUGCUGGCAGUGAUGGCCUAUGACCGCUUUGUGGCCAUCAGGAACCCCCUGCUGUACACGGGUGCUAUGUCCCAGAGACUCUGUGCUCUGCUCGUGGUUGGAUCCUACUUCUGGGCUCUGUUUUGCCCAUUUGUGCUCUUCUGCUAUGCUCUUCAGCUAAGCUUUACUGGAUUUAAUGUCAUCAACCACUUUUUCUGUGAAUAUACAUCCCUUAUUGCAGUCUCUGUCUCUGACGUGCACAUCCCUCAACUGAUGCUUUUUGGCUUUGCCACCUUCAAUGAGGUGAGUACACUUUUGAUCAUCCUCACCUCCUACAUAUUUAUUUUUGUGACAGUCAUAAAUCUCCCAACUGCCAGUGGGCGUCAAAAACCCUUUUCCACCUGUACCUCUCACCUGACAGCCAUCACCAUCUUUCAUGGGACCAUCCUGUCCCUCUAUUGUGUGCCCAACUCCAAGAACUCAAGACAGACAGUCAAAGUGGCCUCUGUGUUUUACACAGUUGUCAAUCCCAUGCUAAAUCCUCUGAUCUACAGUCUGAGGAACAAGGAUGUAAAGGAUGCCUUCUGGAAAGUAGUAGAGAUGAAAGUCCCUUUCCAUCGAAUCAAUCCCAGGAGAUGUUUUCAGCCUUAG
Molecule: messenger RNA, 1074 nt
Organism: Cavia porcellus (domestic guinea pig)
Lineage: Eukaryota; Metazoa; Chordata; Mammalia; Rodentia; Caviidae
Product: olfactory receptor 5D14-like
Exons: 1
Coding region: 1-1074 (357 amino acids)
Biological process (GO): sensory perception of smell; G protein-coupled receptor signaling pathway
Cellular component (GO): membrane
Molecular function (GO): G protein-coupled receptor activity; olfactory receptor activity; odorant binding
Source: RefSeq, a predicted model, not a curated record